Messenger RNA from Python bivittatus (Burmese python), 1660 nucleotides. The record is from RefSeq and is a predicted model, not a curated record. NCBI's taxonomy places the organism in Eukaryota, Metazoa, Chordata, Lepidosauria, Squamata, Pythonidae.
CGCGCAAUUUUCUUUUCAAACGUAUAUCUGUCCCUGUUCCGCGUUGCUUCUCUCUGGACGCGGUAUUCCGGAGCUCUUUAGAGGAGGCCGCCUGUCUGAGUCACUUUAAAAAUUUCAUGCCUGUGGAGUAGCAUUAUCAAGUGUGGAUUCCAUGUCUUUCCUUGUAAGUAAACCAGAACGAAUUAGGCGGUGGAUGUCGGAAAAAUUUAUUUUUGAGGGUUUAAGGGAAUUGGAACUAUUUGGAGAGCAGCCUCCGGGCGAUUCUCGGAGAAAAACCAAUGAGGCAAGUUCAGAGUCAAUAACAUCUUCCCCAAAGAGGGACACCAUGAGCAGUUACCUGCCUGACAUCAGCUGCUAUGAGUUACUGACCAUAAUAGGAAAAGGUUUUGAGGAAUUAAUGACUGUGAAUCUGGCUCAAUAUAAACCAAGUGGGGAAUUUGUCACUGUCCGGAGAGUCAACUUAGAGGCCUGCACCAAUGAGAUGGUAGCAUUUUUGCAGGGUGAGCUUCAUGUCUCAAAAUUCUUCAGCCACCCUAACCUAGUGCCAUAUAAAGCAGCCUUCAUAGCUGACAAUGAAUUGUGGGUUGUUACAUCAUUCAUGGCAUAUGGUUCUGCUAAAGAUUUAAUACGUACACAUUUUAUGGAUGGUAUGUGUGAACUAGCUAUGGCUUACAUCCUCCAAGGGGUAUUGAAGGCUCUUGAUUAUAUACACCAUAUGGGUUAUGUGCAUAGGAGUGUGAAGGCCAGUCAUAUCCUGAUUUCUGCAGAUGGAAAAGUAUAUCUCUCUGGCUUGCGCAGUAACCUCAGCAUGAUCAGUCAUGGCCAGCGUCUCAAAGUAGUUCAUGAUUUCCCCAAAUACAGCAUCAAAGUCCUACCAUGGCUUAGUCCAGAAGUCUUGCAGCAGAAUCUUCAAGGCUAUGAUGCAAAAUCUGAUAUCUACAGUGUAGGAAUAACAGCCUGUGAGCUAGCAAAUGGCCAUGUUCCCUUCAAAGAUAUGCCUGCAACUCAGAUGCUUUUGGAGAAACUCAAUGGAACUGUCCCUUGUCUACUAGACACAACUACUAUUCCUCCAGAGGAGCUGACUAUGAAGCCAUCACGCUCUGGGGCUAGCAGUAGUCUUGGGGAAGGCAUGGCAGCCAGCAGUGCCAGAGCCUCUAAUGGUGAAGCAGCACCGCAUCCUUACCAUCGUACCUUCUCAUCCUAUUUUCACAACUUUGUAGAGCAGUGCCUGCAAAGGAACCCAGACUUGAGGUAUAGUGAAAAAAGAAUGAGGUUUAGGGGAUGUGGUACGUUAUUGUUGAAGUGUUGGUGGGGAAGUCAGAGCUAAAACAUUCGAGAGCAUUCAGUGGAUACUUGGAAGCAUAGCUGUGGCUGUGGUGCGAAGUGUUACAAAAGACUUAAAAAUUAUCUCCCUGCUUAAAUCAGUUUCUCCAUGCCAAAUGAGCAGGCUUUGAAUGGUUUGGGGUGGAGUAAAACAUGAAGAUUGUUAUAUGAUUGUGGAAUUGGUUGCUGUCAGAAUCACUGAUGCAGAUAAAACCUAAAACUAGUUUGUCAGCUAAAGAAUGACUUGAAUGAUGAAAAGGAGAGUAGGUUCAGAUUAGUGGUAUGCAGAGGAAAACACUUUGUUUCUGAUUGUUUCAGCAUUAGGAGAUAAUGGAAA